Messenger RNA from Betta splendens (Siamese fighting fish), 3645 nucleotides. It is a transcript of the gene bmper, whose product is annotated as BMP binding endothelial regulator. The transcript has 16 exons. Gene Ontology annotation, molecular function: protein binding. Lineage: Eukaryota; Metazoa; Chordata; Actinopteri; Anabantiformes; Osphronemidae. The record is from RefSeq and is a predicted model, not a curated record. The coding region runs from base 812 to 2872 and encodes 686 amino acids.
GCCACCGACUUCAGCCUUUGCACAGGUUUCUGCCGUCACCUCACGUUCCUGCCUUAGAGGUCUCUGGCCUUUGUGUCGUACAGGGUCCAGUCCGUUUGGGGCAGAACUCCUGAUGACUCGGCGCUUUGUUCCAAAUUGUCGGAGCUGCUCCCACAAACUAGUGGGACGUGAGGAGCGCAAAGUGCCAGAUUAUUUUAGCAGAGGUGUUUUUACGCUCACGCGUUUAGAGGAGAGCCUGCGCAGAACCCGGGGGUCCGGAGGCAGGAGGAGGUCCCGCGUUCCACACAGGAGGCAGGACUUCGUGGCUGCGCCGUGCGCUCCAGCACCACAAGUCCGCUUUAAUACGAGCCGAGGAGGAGCACAGGGACGCAGCAGCUGCAGGCGACGCUUCCUCCCGGAUCCACGAGCAUCCAUGUGCCGAACCGAGCUUUGGACUCGCAGCAGCGCGCAGUGAGACGCUCGGCGUGGAUAAAGAACUUCGCCCACUUCAGCCGCUGGCAGCGCUUUAACGCGCUCAGAUCACUGUGGCUGCUUCGGAUGUGGACGCUCGCGUGUCGGCGUGGAGCAUAGUCCAUUCGCAGAGCUCCAGAGCGCGCGCUGAUCACGGGGUCCUCGCGUCUGCGGGAGCUGCGGCUGAUCUCCCGUCUUUGUCAUUUUAAUGUGGCCGUGUUGUCUGAGCCCGGCUCCUCUCCUGGAAUAAAGGGCAUGCGGCUCUGCGGGACGCGGAUCUGCGCCGCUUUCGUUCGGAUUGACUUGAUUCAUUUCUUCCUCCAAACCUCGUUGCUCCUUUGAUCCCAGGACGCAGUGGAAGAUGUCGCUCCGCUCGCGCGCUCCCUCCUCGUCCACCUGUAGCCUCUUCUUCUGCUUUCUGCUGCUGCUCCGGACGCCCCGCUCCUGCUCUCCGCUAAUUACAGGCACUGAAGCCAGCUGUGACAACGAGGGAGAGGUGCUGCACAUCCCCAACAUAACGGACAACCCCUGCAUCACCUGCGUCUGCCUGGAGGGGAAGGCCGACUGCAAGCAGGAGAAGUGUGUGCCGGUGUCGGAGGACUGCGCGCUGGUGGUGAAGCAGACGGGCGCCUGCUGUGAGCGCUGUAAAGGCUGCGUGUUGGAUGGUCAGUCCUACAACAGCUCCGUGUCCUGGACCAGUUCCACCAAACCCUGCAUGACGCGGCGCUGCCAGGAAGGAGUCGUCACUGAGGCAGAAGUGCAAUGUGUCGUCCACUGCAAGAACCCCAAGAUCCACCCGAAGAAGUGCUGCCCCACCUGCCCAGGCUGCAUCUUCGAGGGUCGACUGUACAAAGAGAGAGACGAGUUCAGUCCAGAGGGGAAACCGUGCAUCCAGUGCACCUGCACCGGCAGCCGGACCCUCUGCGUGCGGGAGGUGUGUCCCGUCCUGUCCUGUCCCUCCCACCUCACACACACCCCGGCAGGACAGUGCUGCCCCAGAUGCCUCGGUCAGAGGAAGGUGUUCGAUUUGUCUUUGGGAUCCUGCCUGUUCCACAGUGAAGUGUAUGAGAACGGCACCAGUUUCAUACACGACAACUGCACCAGCUGCACCUGCAAGGAUUCCACAGUGGUGUGCCAGAGACGAUGCUCGCGGCUGGGGAGUUGCCAUGGUAACCAGUGCUGUGAGGAGUGCCUGUCCUACGUGAAGGUGGAGGAAGUGAAGUACUGCAGGGUCCGAAACAAGAUCUACAGGGAAGGAGACAUGUGGUCGUCAGUGAACUGCAGCCUCUGUGCCUGUGUUAAAGGAAGCAUCGAGUGUCGGCCCAAACAGUGCGUUCCCAUCUCCAGCUGCCCGUCGAAUAAGAUCCUGAACAGAACCGGCUGCUGCCCCGUCUGCACUGAAAAACCAGGCGUGUGCACCGUGUUCGGCGACCCGCACUACAACACCUUCGACGGCAGAACCUUUAAUUUUCAGGGAACCUGUCAGUACGUUCUGACCCGUGACUGCGGCGCCGGCCCCUCUGGAAGUAACGCCAACGUCAACAGCCCCGACUCCAGCUUCACGGUGCUGGUGAAGAACGAUGCCCGGCGGACGCGCUCCUUCUCCUGGACUCAGUCUGUGGAGGUGAGGCUCAGCGGGUUGGUCCUCAGUCUCCACCAGCACCUGACGGUUCGGAGGAACGGCUCGCGCAUCGCCCUGCCCUACCACGGCCCCGGCGUGCACAUCGACCUGGACGGAUACCUGCUCAAACUCACCACCAUCGCAGGCCUGGAGAUAACCUGGGACGGGGACAGCUUCGUGGAGGUGGUGGCGGCUCCUCACCUGCGCGGCCGCCUCUGCGGCCUGUGUGGAAACUACAAUGGCCACAAGCGCGACGACACAAUGGGAGGCGACGGCCAGUUCAAAUUCGACGUGGACGAGUUCUCGGAGUCGUGGCGAGUGGACGGGAACGAGGUCUGCUCCCAGCAGCCGCCGCCUCGCCGCCCGCCGUCCUUCCUGUGCCCCGGCAGCGUCAAGGUCAAGUUCCGCGCGCACCGGGAGUGUCAGAAGCUGAAGUCGUGGGAGUUCCAGAGGUGCCACCGUGUGGUGGACUUCACGCCGUUUUACAGGUCGUGUGUGACGGACAUGUGCGAGUGUCCGGUCCACAAGAACUGCUACUGCGAGUCGUUCAUCGCCUACAGCCGAGCCUGCGCGAGGGAGGGCGUGGCCGUGCUGUGGAGGCCCGACGCCGCCUGCACGGCGACCCAGUGCAAACAUGGAGCCGUGUACGACACCUGUGGACCGGGCUGCACCAAAACCUGCGACAACUGGAACGAGAUCGGGCCGUGCCAGAAGCCCUGCGUGGCCGGCUGCCACUGUCCGGCCAACCUGGUCCACUUCCAGGGGCGCUGCAUCAAACCCAUAUCCUGCCCUGGACGGUGACCCUUGUGACACGGCGGCCUUAGGUUGGGGAGGGUUCAGUGUUAACUUGCUGAGAGGAGUUUGUGAGGACGCUAAAGGUUCUGCAGGCGCGGCUCCAACGGGUUCUCAGGGUCCAGGUCUUUCCAGGGACACGCUGUAUUUGUGGACAGAGCCUGAUCCUCGCUGCCACAUUUAGCUCAUGUAAUCCUGUCCUGCCACCAGAGACUCCACAGGAGGCAGAACUCAGGGCCCUGUUUGAAGACUUCCUACUCUUUUCACUUCGCUGCCUCGGACCUUUAGGACAGAAUGUGGGCCCAUGAACUCCGGUGGAGCCAGUGUUUCCCACAAACACUGAGAAUGUGUCUUUGAAGUAGUGACAUUCAAAGAAAACUGAUGAAUCCUGUCAUGAUAGCUCUCUGAUGACUUCACAGUGUAACUAACCAGAUUUAAAUGAGAGAUUCUGCUUUUAUAUUAUUAUUGUUCUAAUUAUUAUCAUUUGAUGUGGAUGAUGUUAAUUUAUAUAUAGAUUGAAUGACAUGUUGUAGCACAAGUCAGAAUCAUGAAUAUGUUAAAGGGAAACAAAAGCUAUUUAUGUAUUUUGUGUUUGUGUCACUAUUUGUAGAGAAAUGCCCAAAUGUGAGUCAGCUGCUGCACCAACGCAGGGAAAACGUACUGUAAUGACAAUAUGCUCCAUGUACAGGUUGUUGUGCCUCGUAACACAGUGAAGUCGCUUUGAGCAGACGCUUCGCUCGACAAUAACUAUUUAAGACCAGCAAUAUAACCUUUUAUCGAAA